This is a messenger RNA of Rotaria sp. Silwood1, 353 nucleotides long. NCBI's taxonomy places the organism in Eukaryota, Metazoa, Rotifera, Eurotatoria, Philodinida, Philodinidae. The record is from the annotation of a GenBank genome assembly.
AUGCGCUUAGAUGAAUAUGGAAUCGCAUUGAAACAUUUAGAAACUGCCAGAAAACUUGCUAUGGAGAUUGGACUCGAUGAUGAGCAUCCACAAGUGAUUGAAAUUAAAGCUCAAAUAACUAGUAUUACAGAACAAACACUAACAUCGUCAAUUUCUAAACACGAAAUUGAUAAAUGUGAAUCCUUAACUCAAUAAUUUCGAGACAUAAACAUGAAUUUUAUCACAUAAGAUUAUUAACACAUUCGAAGCGAUGUGGCCCAUCGGUAGACGACGCUGUUUUGUAAGAAGAAACUGUAUAGAACAGUAUUUUCUUUUGUUGUGGGUGUGGGUGUGGGUGAGGGGGGGGGGGGGGG